This is a messenger RNA of Hippocampus zosterae (dwarf seahorse), 1869 nucleotides long. RefSeq names its product 5'-AMP-activated protein kinase subunit gamma-2-like. The transcript has 4 exons. Lineage: Eukaryota; Metazoa; Chordata; Actinopteri; Syngnathiformes; Syngnathidae. The coding region runs from base 423 to 1040 and encodes 205 amino acids. The record is from RefSeq and is a predicted model, not a curated record.
AACCCGCUGAAGGCGAGCCCACCUCGUUGCGAAUCUUCUGUUUUGUCUUGUCAGCCACGUUGUCCUCCUUGUUGGCCACGCCCCCACAAUCAACUUUGUGGAAUGGCAGGCGCCCUCUGCGACCUCGCUGCCGAUAGCAGCUUUGACACACACGCACACAGACACAAGAGCACGCACGGGAGCAUCCUCGCUGCCGAUUGGCUGUCGUGGGACAAAACGAGUGACAAAGAGGCAGGUCGGCGUGAGAUGAGAACAGAUGACGGACGGCCCGACGGCCUCAGUCACUCUUGAUCACGUCGGUCGGCGCGCGUCUGAGCGCUCUCCAGAAUGCUUCUGGACCCUUUUGACAUCGUUGCAAUCGACCUGUCGGCCGACGGCUCUUUUUGAGAAAUUGAGUAAGGAAAUUGAGAAGCCAUUUUGCAAUGGCUUCCACAAACGCGCCGGCCGGAGCGGACGACGACAAAGCGAGGAAGGGGGAGUCGAACGGCGGCAGGAACUCGGUCCUGCAAGCGGGCGACGCAGCCACGGGGGCCAUGCCCAACUCGGGCAAAAGCGUUGCAGAGACCCCGCCCCCCACAAGAAGGCUGAGCUUCAGUGGGAUGUUCAGGUCGGCCUCCAGAGAAUCUAACCAGCAAACGUCCCCCAUUGCCAACAAACUCUUCUCACGCAACAAGAGGAGCAAAUCCAGAGCUUUCUCCGUUGCCUCUUUUUCCAUCCGCUCGGCUCCUCCCGGUUCCCGGCCGUGGUGCGGGCCAGCAUUCAGCUUGUCGUGCGCCCCCCCUCAGCCGCCCCCUCCUCCUCCUGCUCCUCUCCAGGGCCCCCGCGGCCCGGGGCAGGCGGGCGCCUUCCGCCUGGAGACGUACGCCAGCGAGCCCAGACGUCUGCGAUCCUUCUCGUCGCCUCCAGACGCGGCGCGGGCCUCGUCGCCGUCAGCCUCCGCGACACCUUUGGCCCCUCCUCUUCCCGUUGGCGGCCGGGACGGCGUUGCAUCGGUGCGAGCGGCCAACGGCGGUGCGCGCGGGGACCCACACAAAAGUUGAAAAUGUGACGCGUGUGUACGAUUGGUUUUUCCGCCGGAAAAAUCCCAAUGACCGCAGUUCAAAAGUUCACAACAGGAAGUCUGAGCGUCGUUUGAUUUUUGAAGCUUUAUUAUGAAGGCGGCAUGGCGACGGGCUGGCCGGCGCAUCCGCCUCGUUUUGCGCACAGCUCGCUCUCGUUGAACACCGCCUUGGCCCGUCACGUUGGUUUGAGGCGUUUAGGGGCGGAGCUCCUGCAGGAUUUUCUCCUCCAGCCGGCCGUAACGCUGCAGCAUCUCACAGUACACCUGACACACACGCGCCGCGCAUCGGGCUCCAUCAUUUCCGCUUGUCUUGUUGGGUUUUUAUUGACAGUGACGGGAGCCGGGCCUUUGCAAACUGGCCAAUUUCAAUUUUCAUCUUUUCCUCCUGGCCAGUAUAUAUAUAUGUGGCUGUGUGUGUGUGUGUGCACGUACCUGGGGCGCGUGAGGCUGCGGCGUGGCGGCGAGUUGCGCUUCGGGAGCUUUCUUCAAGAUGUCAAAGAAGGACACGCCCGAUUGCUGAAGCGCACCUGAGAGGACGUGGAGCCAGCAGUCAGCAAGAUUGCUCCUCCUCCGCCAUCGUCGUCGUGGGUGUCAAAAAGGGAGCAAGCGAGCACUCGUGACCAUGUUGAGCCUCAAGCCUUUUUUUUUCUUCCUUUUUCGAGUCCUUUGCGUCCUUCCUUGCUUAAUCCUGUCGGCUCAACUCAAGUGUAUUUCUCAGGCACUUUCAAACAGCCAUGGCCGCAUCCAAAGCGCUGUACACGCAGCAAUUGAACAUCGACAAUAAACGGUGAGAAAAACGGAAGAAAGCA